GACUGUGCUGAAGAACAACGACUUGAGGUCCAGACAAGAGCUAACGGCCCAUCUGACCAAUCAGUGGCCGUCGCCGGUUGCCUUGGACAGCAACGUGGUUGCCUUGGAAACGCUGCUGUACAGGCGGAGCGCCGGGCAGUGGGAGGAGAAAAGUUUCCAGAGUUUAGAGCAGCUGUCUGCAGACAUGAGCCUCUCUCAGACAUCGCUGGAGCCGUCCGUCCCCCUCAGCCUGGAGGCCCGGCCCGCCGGCACACAGUGGCUCCACCGAGGUAAGGAGGAAACUCCAUCCCUUAGAGGUCUCUGCGGCUCCCUGACCUCAGUAGCCAGCUACAAGUCUUUAGCCAGCCUGAAGUCGAGCGAGUGUUUAGCCAGUCCGGCGACAGAGAUCAGCAGCCCGGGCGUCACGCCGUCAUAAAACAUGAGGAUCUGCAGGAGACAAACUAUCAGGAACUUUUCUCUUGUCUGGAAAGUCGAUUUUCUCCUGUUCUGCUCUGAAUGUGGAGCUUAAAGAGAUGAAAGCCCGUUUGGAAGCUGAAUCAUGUGUUUGACCACGUUUGUGCCGCCAGACUUAACAUGUAAAUGAUUUUAUUUCUGCUUUUAUCUGUGCACCAUACUUUGCUUUUUAAUGUUGGGGAAUCAAAUGCAAAAAUAUUAAGUUUUAUUAACUUUUGCAUCACAUUUUUGUGUUUGUUAAAAGCACUGAUGGGAGAUCAGUUACUGCAGUCUGGAGGCUUAAGUCAAAAGCUGUGUUUACUGCAUCUGCUAACCCGAUUCCUAUAGGAUGGAAAUGUUUGUCGUUUUUAAUUUUGCACCAGAAUUUUGUUCUCAGGAAGCUGCAGUUCUGGGUUCCCUUCAGUUAUUCAGAAACAGUAUCUCGCGUUGAUGACUGGAUCCUAAUGGGCUAAUAAAACUAGAAGAUAAAUUAUAAGCAGCAGGUAUUUUGAGACGUGUGUGUGUAUUAGAGUAUCAGUACAAAGUCAUGUACCUCAAAGUUAAUGUUUGCCUUCAGCUUGCUCCAGCGGUCAUUUGCACAAACACACAGACAUCUUUGUGGAUUUAUUUGUCUUUUACGCUUCAUUUUAAAUAAACUCCUAAAUAAACUCCCAACUAACUUCAG
Messenger RNA from Nothobranchius furzeri (turquoise killifish), 1117 nucleotides. Lineage: Eukaryota; Metazoa; Chordata; Actinopteri; Cyprinodontiformes; Nothobranchiidae. The record is from RefSeq and is a predicted model, not a curated record.